GUGACCCUGCAGCCGCUGUCCGUCUGUCCACGCGGCUGCUGGCGCUGGGGGGGGACGUGGGGCUGCGCAGCCGCUGGACCCACAUGAACGCCCUGCACUACGCCGCCUACUUCGACGUGCCCGAGCUCAUCCGCACCCUCCUGCGCGCAGCGGGGCCCCGCGUGCUGCACUCGACCUGCAGCGAUUUCAGCCACGGCACCGCCCUGCACAUCGCGGCCUCCAACCUGUGCCUGGGGGCCGUGCGCUGCCUCCUGGAGCACGGGGCGGACCCCGCCCUCAGGAACAGCAAGGGGCAGGUGGCGGCCGAGGUGGUCCCGGACCCCACGGACAUGGCCCUGGACCGGGCGGAGGCGGCGGAGGCGGCGCGGGAGCUGCGGCGGCUGCUGCUGGACGCGGUGCCCCUGAGCUGCAGCCUCCCCCGCGUCACCCUGCCCAACUACGACAACCUGCCCGGCACCCUCAUGCUGCUCUGCCUCGGCCUGCAGCUGGGGGACAGGGUGCGCCUGGACAGCGGCAAGGUGGGCACGCUGCGGUUCUGCGGCACCACGGCCUUUGCCAGUGGGCAGUGGGGGUUUGGGGUGGGCGGGGUGGAGCUGGACGAGCCUGAGGGGAAGAACGACGGCAGCGUGGGGGGGGUCCGGUACUUCAUCUGCCCCCACAAACAGGGCAUCUUCGCCUCGGUCUCCAAGAUCUCCAAGGCUGAGGAGCAGCCCCCGCCCCCUCCCCCUCCCAGCCCCCGGGACCCCCGGCCCAGCGCCCCCACAAGGCCCAGAAGGACAAGAGCGUCCCGCAAGCGGGGCGGGGCGUGGCUGGACCGGGAGGGCCGCCGGGUGGCCCCGGGGGACGCGGUGCUGGUGGCCGGACAGCGCCCGGGCAGGGCCCGCUUCUACGGACGCACCGACUUCGCCCCCGGGUACUGGUUCGAGGUGGAGUUGGACUCGCGGGGGCAAACACGGCAGCUCCGUUUUGGGGUCCGAUAUUUCACCUGCCCCCCCAAACACGGCGUCUUGCCCCCCUCCCGCGUCCAGAGGGUCGGGGGUCCCAAGGAGGAGUCGGGGGACGCGACCCCUGAGAAGAAAGGGCAGCAGGUCACAGUGUCCCAGCCCAAGCGCAACUUCCCGGCCGUGCGGACCCCAAGGACAUCACGUCCGAGAGCUCCUUCUCCAGGUGGGGACAGCGCGGGGACA
Myiozetetes cayanensis is the source of this 1187-nucleotide messenger RNA. Its product is annotated as CAP-Gly domain-containing linker protein 3-like. Gene Ontology annotation, molecular function: microtubule plus-end binding. Gene Ontology annotation, biological process: cytoplasmic microtubule organization. NCBI's taxonomy places the organism in Eukaryota, Metazoa, Chordata, Aves, Passeriformes, Tyrannidae. The record is from RefSeq and is a predicted model, not a curated record. Gene Ontology annotation, cellular component: cytoplasm; microtubule plus-end; nucleus.